GGGGCGGCGGGCACGAGACGUCGUCGCGUCGCAAGCUCGCCACACUCGUUUGGAUCGUAAACAAAACUCCGCGAUUCAUCCCGCGUAGCUCUCCCCGUCCACGUAUACAUAAUGCCAAAUUGAAUUUACGUACGUCUCGGGACGAUCGGAGGCGCGUCGUCGUAUACGAUAUUACGUACCCGAUGUAAACGCGUUGCCAUGCGAUUCGAGUCGCCGCCGCCGCCGCCGUUUCUUACUCCUGCCUAUAUGAUAUCGAUUCGCGAGCUUUAACACGACGAUGAUAACGUUUGUUGUUGUCGCGUAUCGUCGAUAAUCGUCUCUCCCAACCGAGGACGACGAAGACGAUGCCCACAGCCGCCAGAACUUGGCCGUCGGCUCAGCAUCGCGCCACUUAUACUCGUCCACUAUCGUCGCUCGUCUGAAAAGCAGAAACGACUCGCUGGAUGUGAGCUGCAGCAAUCGAAUCAUCCCAGAUCUCGGCGAUACACGAAACCAAGAGCUACGUCCCAGUGAUAUUGUAGGCGUUCGACGAGACGCUAAUAUACUAUAUACCCCAGCAUAAGAGAAGGCCAGGAAAAUCCGACGAAGGGUCGAACGGUAGCGACCGGUGCGGAGGCCUACGUCAACAAUAACAACGGCAAAAAUUAUGUCCCGUAACUGGUUGCGGUAUGCGUUGCGACCGCCGCAGCAGCAGCCAAAGUCCGAAGACGAAGCAGCAGCAGCAGCAGAAGCCGGACGAGGAAAGAGCGAGCGCAGCAGCAGCUACUACGGGAAAAACGAGUCGCUGGAAAUUGUCGCGUUACUGCGCUUUGCAAGAGCCACCGGGCCAGACGCCCCCCGAGCAGCGUCGCUCGCGUCGCCUUCACGGCCUCCAGCUACCGCUGCACCCGCUCCAGCUGGUCGGCUGGCUCGUGCUGGCCGGCAUCGCCGCGGGCACCUUCGGCUGCGUCCUGCCCCCGCUGAACUCGCAGCUGCGCCCGGUCUGCUUGGCUGCGGUCACGGCGAGUCUGCUGGUGCACGGCGUCGCGCACUUGACGGCUCUGCUGCUGGACCCCGCGGAGGCCGAGGUGCGCCGCCAGCCGCCCUCCCAGCUGGUGCCCGAGUUCGAUCGUACGCGGCACUCGCACGUGAUCGAGAACGGCCGCUGCCACCUGUGCAACAUCGACGCCACGAGUGAGCGCACCAAGCACUGCUCGGUCUGCAACAAGUGCGUGGCCAGAUUCGACCAUCACUGCAAGUGGCUCAACAAUUGCGUGGGCGCGCGCAACUAUCCGGCCUUCAUAGUCUGCCUCGUCUCGGCGAUAAUCGGCGCCCUCUGCGUGCUCGGCCUGUCGAUCGGCGAGCUCGCCCUGGUCCGCCUCGAGUCGUCGUCUCACUCAUCCUCGUCGCUCGUCAUGGACAACAACGCCAACUCGAACGCGAGCCUGCCCCUGAGUCUGCCUCUGCCCGGCACCGGCUCCCUCAUCGUCAUAUCGAUCGUCGGCGUGCUGGCCGCCGUAGCGGCGGUCCUCCUCAUACACCUCUGCUUCUUUCACGGCUACAUCGCCUGUCUCGGCCUCACGACCUACGAGUACGUGCGCAGCAAGCAUCAGCAGCAGCCCAAGCCCAAGUCGAGCAAGGGAGGAGCCACGGCCGAGAUCGAGCGAGUGACGGGUCGACGCGAGCGACUCUUCGACUGUUUCCAGCGAGACUCGAAUUUCUGCUCGAGGGACAGGCGUCCUCGGCGAGACGUGCGCUACCACUUUUGCGAGAACGUCGACGAGGACGACGAGGAGGAGCUCCGAGGCCAGACCGGCGACGUCCAGAACAUAUACAUCUGCUCGAGCACCACGAGCACCACCACGACCGCCCAAAUCAAUCAGCAGAGCAGCAACGGCGGCAACAGCAGCAUAGCCACCACCAUGAUACACAACAGUGGCGGGGCCGGCGACGCGGCUGCCGGUGGCGCGGACAAGCAGCAGCGCAGAAACUUUCAUCUCUACUUUUCCUACGACUCGCAGUCGAACGCGACGUCGAUCGAGGUGUCGCAGGCGACCGUCAACGGCGAUGGUCAGCAGCAGCAGCUGCAACAGCAAACGAUCAGGAGGACGCCGCUGGCCGAGCUCAAGCCGUCGACUCCGUCGCCCGUGUCCUGCUGCUUCUCCAUCAUCGGCUCCAACAGUCUCGAGAGGGCCAAGGAGAGAAAAUUGAAACAGCAGCAGCAGCGUCUGACCGACGCCGGCGGCAGCAGCAGCAGCAGCGCUAACGGCCUCGAGAACGAGAAAAAUUUGCAUCCCCGCUCGUGCACGACCAUGCGACGAAUUCAGUCGUUUUUCCGCCAGAGGCUGAGAAAGAGUCCCAGGCAGCAGAGAGCCAUCAUCAACGCGGCCGUUGCCGCGGAGAUCGCCGCCUCCGCACGGACGGGCAGCGCGCGCCGCAACAAGAUCAAUCCCGUGAGAGCCGUCGAGCCGAAAGUCAGCUCGUGCAACGGCGUCGACGACGCCAGCGAGAACGGCAGCGGCGACGAGCAGCACUCGCGCAAGCUCGUGGAGAGCAGCGGCGUCAGGUCGAUCUCGGUCGAGCCUCGCUCCUCCCUGCGCGAGAGCAACGGCUUCCCGAUUCUGCAAGAGCUGCAGGAGCUGCAGUACCCGGUGCCGACGAGACUGCCGCCUCUGGCGCUGCCCGCGAGGCAUCGCUCGGAGCAGCUGGUCUUCGCCGAGCCUGGCUUGACCGUUCAACAACACCAGGGGGUGUCGUCGGACGGAGGACAGUCGACGAUCCAACCAAAACCGGCCAACCUGCGAGUGAGACGCAGCUCCCUCGUGGCCCAUCACAAGAGGCCGAGAUUCAAGGUCGGACCGCACUUGAUGGCGCACCAGUCGGCCCAGCUGUCGCCCAUACCCGAGUCCGAGCUGUCAAAACCGGCCUCGCCGUCCUUCGCCAGUCGAUUCGCUUUCCCACCCUUGAACAGUGCAUAAAUAUGACAUAUGUGUAUUUGUAAUGUCUCAGUGCGGAAGGGUGUUGGCUUGGUAUAUGUCAUACGAACGUUUUCUAUACUGAAACAACCAUAAAAUUUAUCAAAAUAUAGCGUGUCUUUCUGUCAUUACGUCGUAGGUUUUGAAUUGCGUGAACAUUUUUUUAGAGCCGAGUAACAUUUUUAGCGAAAAAAGACUGUAAAUAUUACGAGGGAAUAAUCCUUUUUUUUGUAAUAACAAACUGUUAGCUGUGUCCAUCGAGCAUUUGGAUGAAUUUACAAUUAUAAAUAUCUUAACGAGGGCGAAUAUAUAGACGAAUAACGAAGAAUUAAUUAGUGUACGUAAAUCGACCUCCUGAUCGAUUGACCCGUGUGCCAAUUAUUCAAACACCGUAAUAUCGAAUUAAUAAUUGUAAUAACUUUUUCUCUUUUUUAGUAACGAUUUUUACGCGAAAAUAAUCUACAACGCUUAACAAAAACACCAUUUAAUAUUAUACGACGGAAGGAAAAAGCACACGUUUGCACUGUAGAGCAUUGUGAAAUGCUGCACUGCUUGAUAUAGAUAUUAGCUAAAAAUUGACGCGGUUUUUCUCAUAUACAAUAUUACAAUAAAUCGUAAAAUGAUUCAACUCCGUUGUUAUAUUGAGAUGCAAAUUAAAAUUUUAACCUUACACAUGACAUCGUCAACUCGCAACGCGAAUGGUGACGAUUAUUUUUUUAUAUGUACGAUAGAUAACGAUGGCAUUACUAGUAUAAAAAUUAUCAAGGGCUAUGUGCACGCGAGAUAUUUAGACAAUUUUUUUUACAAAAAUAAUUGUUAUGAGCACGCGUAGCAUCUGCUGCAGCAUAUAGGCAUGCGAGUCAAGCCGCAACUCGGAAAAAUAAUGGUAUUCAAUUAUAUUAUAGUGAACUUUGCACCAAGUCUUAUAUACUUUUAUAAUAGUUUUUAGAGACUCGAUUAAUUACUAGGAGAAUUUAUAUAUAAAUUACGUCAUAAACGUAUACGCUUAUUGUAAAGAAAAAAAUUGAAUCGUGCGUUAUUUCCAAACGAAAAUAAUUCAUGCGAAGGCCUUCGUAGAUCAUGUGAUAAAUACAACGUUUUUAAACUCUAAAUAUCAUAUAAUAUAUGAUUAAUCAAUCAUAUUUGAGUUUUUUUGAAAUACGAAAAAAGUCUGUCUCUGUUUAAUCAUCGACACAAUCACUUGGCAUAUAUUAUUAUUAUAUUAUUAUACACGUGUAUACGUUGAAUAUAUUCAAUGGCGAAAAUGUUUAAAUUUAAGACUCUAUUUUGAAUAUGUAUUGGUCUAUCGUUGAAAUUAAUUUUUAAUGAAUAACUUUCAUUUUUAAAAGUGAAAAUAUUUAAUGUGUAACUGUAAUGUGUUGAUAAUCUUACGAUUAUUUGCUUUAUCAAUUCACUUAUUGAAAUGGUAUUGUUCCUGAGACUGAGCCCUUUUCUUUUUUAGAAAAUGUUUCUAUGAUACUCGUUAUUGUGACAAUUUAGUACCUCAUUCAUGGAAAAUGUACAUACAAAUUUAAAAAGUUUUUGAAAUUAUAAUCUUUAAUGACAAAUCAAAUAUCCCUUGUGUAAUAGUGAUGCAUGAUUAAAAUUUUCAAUUGAUUAUAUCCAUUUGUACACAACUUCGUAAUUUUUUCAGUCUUAAGAUAUAACAAGACACAAUAAACUUUUUCUUGGCGAACAAUUGAA
This is a messenger RNA of Trichogramma pretiosum, 4658 nucleotides long. RefSeq lists its product as uncharacterized. Gene Ontology annotation, cellular component: Golgi apparatus; endoplasmic reticulum. The coding region runs from base 669 to 2957 and encodes 762 amino acids. NCBI's taxonomy places the organism in Eukaryota, Metazoa, Arthropoda, Insecta, Hymenoptera, Trichogrammatidae. Gene Ontology annotation, molecular function: protein-cysteine S-palmitoyltransferase activity. The transcript is spliced from 2 exons. Gene Ontology annotation, biological process: peptidyl-L-cysteine S-palmitoylation; protein targeting to membrane. The record is from RefSeq and is a predicted model, not a curated record.